GAAUCUUUUUUAGCCCUGAGUUUAGCCUGUCAGGCAGCAGCUAGUCACACAGCCUGUCUCCACUCGUAACUUCCUUAACAACAAGUUAUAUUUAGGUUGAGUUUAAAUAAUGUAAAGCGCAUUAGCGCAGUUUUCGUGUAUGAAUCUUCAAGAAGGCGGCAACUUUACCCGGGAGACAAAUUUAAGGACAUAAAACCUUGGUGUUACAGUGUGCUUACCUGUGAUUUGUUUACGCAGCGAGGGUGGACAGGCAGCUCUGUUAGUGCGUGUGUUUGUGUUUGUGUGUGUGUGUCAGGCCUACAAACUAUAGUUAGCCGUGCCAGUGAACACCUAAGACGACAGUGGACUGUAAAAUCUGCAGACCGGUGAUGCAUUGAGACAACAAUGGAGACAACAAACAGUGCCACCGAGGGCGACCCUCUGAAGAGGGGAGAGGACGGGGUAGAGACGGGAACUGCACCGUCGGCAACAGAGCUGAAGAAGAAGAGCUGCAAGGAAGUCUUAGGAUUUGCCAAAUUGACCCACUGGCGAACCGCAGUCUUCUUCUUCUCCUUGUUCCUCUGCCUCACCAUUGUUUUUGCCUUCUCCUUCAUCAUCCCCUGUCCCGUCAGACCACAGUAUCUUGGUUCCUGGAACAGGACCUUCCCUGAAGCAGCAACCUAUGACUUCUUAGCUAUUGAAGAUGCAAGUCAGGACAAGGUGAUGGACGUCCUGUUUGUCCUCAAAAGCACAGAAGUCAGUCCGAACAAAACGUGUGCUGCUGCAGGUCUGCCCUCGCCAUGUGUGUUUGUGUGUGCGGUGGAUGGGACAGAUGGAGAGGACCUAUGGGUGCGUCCGCUGCAUCCUGACUUCCACUGGGCCCAGUGUGGUCUGGACAAAGGAACAAGCAGAAACUGGGACUGUCUGUUGUCCCAUUCUGGCAAUCUCACAGCCAUCGACAAACACAAAGGUCUGAUCAGGUGGCAGAAGCCUCAGCCUUCUGGCCUGCGCAGCACUGUGCCUGUUCUCAGUGUCCCAGAUCUGGACGGGCACAAGGUCAAUGAUGUGGCUCUGGUGGCAUCUGACAGCACACAGACUCAGCUGGUAUUUGUCUCAGGGGAGUCGGGGGACCAAAUUGGUUCUACGGUGGUUCUUGACUCCACAGAGACAACCAGUCAUUUUCUCCAUCGCGUUGCAGAAGGUUCUUACUAUGUAAUACUACAAAAAGACACUGGCGUGUAUGGGCUGGCACUGCGGAGAAUUGCUGCCAAGGCUAAACCAGGGAUGGAGAAGAGCCUCAAGGAAGACAAAAACUGGGAGAAGACUGCCAGUGAAUCAUCCGGCCUCGUACCCAUCUACGAGUCUGACUCGGUGAAACAAGUGCUCACAACAGGAGAAACAGGAGAUUCACCAAACCUGCUGCUGGUUACUGGGAAGGAGGUGGCAUUAGUCGAUGGAAGAAAAUUGCAGCUACAGUGGAAAUUCAAUACAAGCUCUGUCAUCAGUGAGCCCACGUUUGGUCAUUAUAACAAAGACGAUAUACUUGAUGUUGUGCUCGAGGAGGAUAUUGGCAACCACACAAAGAGGGUUAUAAUUCUUGAUGGGAAGUCUGGUGGUGUCCUGUGGGAAGUCAACCUUUUGGCCACUCCGAACUCGCCCAAACCUGCUUCAAUCCACACCACCAACCACUUCUCGAUCUUUGUGUUUUGGGGCAUGUUUCCUUCAGAUUCCAACACGUCUGUACCAUUAACUAGUGACCGACACUCCUACAUGCUCCUUCCUCUCUACUCCAAAGUUCUCCUUGAGUCGACCAGUUCCACGGACCACAUCAUAACAUUUAAAGCCACACUGUUGGAGGGUGGACGCCAUGCUGCUUACAUCACGCUGACAGGCCCUGAGACAGCAGGAGCUGAAGGCACCGUGGUUCUCAGCAAGCGGAAGUUGAAGCAGGACGUUCCCACCAGCAACGUACUCCGUAUCGGCACCGGCGGAAGUACAGAGACUAACGAUGACAUCAAAGAGGCCUUCAGCCGUCUCCGCUUUAGUGAUUGGUGAAAGGACCAACUGUUACAUGCACACUACAUCCCCCUGCCCUGUAGGGGGCACAACUCUAAAAACUCUCAACUCUAAAAAAAACCAAAGUGUGUACACUAGCUAUGACUUUCCAACUGCUGACAACCAAAAAAAAAUUAAAAAGUAUGUUUAGAGACUUGGGUUGACAGGGUUCUCCAUUAGACAAACUGGGCACAAACUCGUGAUUCAGGUGAGUCAGACUCGACUCACUUGAAUCAUGAGUUUGAUCUUCCAUAGUGUCCAAAGAGCUACUGUUCCCUGACAAUCACAUAGCACAUAAUGCUACUCUCCUGCUGAUAAAUCCAUAAAGAGGACCUGCCUUGCUGGUAUUGUAUUGUUUUUAGCACUUUCAUAUAUCGAUGCUCUCUUUUUUUAAAUUGCAGAGGCUGGGAUUUAGAUCUAUGCAACUUUAUGUCGCACUGGGCUUUAAAGGUAGCAGGUAGUGGCCUUUUAAAGGAAUGAUAACACAAUCAUGGGGCUUCUUUUCUUUUGUAAGAUUUUAUCAAACUCAGCAGUAAAACAAGGUAUAAUUUAUGUAGUUCCAUUUUUUUGUUACAUACUCUGUUACGAUAUGGCAGUUGAUGGUACUGUUGUCGAUAAUCAAGAUGUGUGUGUCCAUCACGUGCUCAAUCCAAGAUGCUGUAACUAUAGAUGCUGUUUAAUGCACAUUAACUAAAACUCGGAGUCUCAAAAAGAAUCUCCGUAUUGAGUUAUUGCUGUGGGUUUAUAAAGCUGUUUCAUAGUAGUUAAAUAAGUGAAAAUGAUUCUUGUCUGCUGUACAUUAAUAUAUUGAACCUGUGGAACGUG
Messenger RNA from Larimichthys crocea (large yellow croaker), 2859 nucleotides. RefSeq names its product family with sequence similarity 234 member A (gene fam234a). Bases 385 to 2034 code for a protein of 549 amino acids. Gene Ontology annotation, molecular function: protein binding. Lineage: Eukaryota; Metazoa; Chordata; Actinopteri; Sciaenidae. The record is from RefSeq and is a predicted model, not a curated record. The transcript is spliced from 12 exons.